AUGACAGUAGAGGGGAAUCGCGCUAUUUUCAAAUAUUUCACAAGUUGCAUAAUUGUUGCGCGAUAUCAAAAUAAAUAAAACUUACAACUGUUGCAAUCAAAUCAAUCAAAAAUAGAUAUCACUACUUUUUUUGCACUUGUCACUUGAAUUUUACGAAUUUUUACAAACGCACCAGAAGAAAAUGGAUGAUCGCAACUCAACUUUAAUUGAGCACUUCCUCUGUGGUGGAAUGGGCGGCACGUGGACGGUUCUCGUCGGUCAUCCAUUCGAUACCGUCAAAGUCCGUCUACAAACCAUGCCAAAACCCGAGCCAGGCAAACCACCCCUAUACAGUGGCAUGUUUGACUGUUUCCGUACUACUAUAAUCAAAGAGGGCCCUAGUGGAUUGUACAAAGGCAUGUUGGUGCCGUUAUUAACAAUCACACCCGUCUUCGCCAUCUCCUUCAUGUCCUACCAGCUGGGCAAGAAAAUUUUUGCUCACAACGAUCCCGCGCCUUCCAACUGGCGCAAGUUCCUAGCUGGGGCAUUCGCUGGUGUGGUCACAACCACUGUCAUGGCCCCGGUAGAGCGUGUAAAGUGCAUGUUGCAAAUCCAACGCGAAAGAGAGAAGGCCGAUCGGCAAUUUCGUGGACCAAUUCAUCUCAUUAGCGCUGAACUGGCCGAGGGCGGUAUUUCAAGGAUCUACAAAGGAUUCUUCGCCACCAUUCUUAGAGAAUUCCCAGGGAGUGGCAUUUACUUCCUCACUUAUGAGUGGUUUACAUCGUACCACACUGUGGGUACAUCUGCGACUCUCUUGAAGAUGGUCAUUGGAGGUGGAAUGGCAGGAGUUGUUAUGUGGAUGAUUGUUUUGCCCUUUGACACGCUCAAGAGUCGUCUGCAAACUGCACCGCCUGGUACCUAUACUGGAUUGGGGCAUGUGUUUAAGGAUCUCAUGGCUCACGAAGGACCUGCUGCUUUGUACAAAGGCGCCGUGCCGGUCAUGGCUAGGGCUUUUCCUGCCAACGCUGCUUGCUUCCUUGGUUUUGAGUUUUGCAAUAAGCAAAUUGUGCAAAGACUCCGGAAACCAACUCCUGAUUAAAUUAAUUAUGAAUUGCUUGAUUUAUGAAACCAAUACAUUUUUAAAUUUGA
Dalotia coriaria is the source of this 1128-nucleotide messenger RNA. RefSeq names its product congested-like trachea protein. The coding region runs from base 182 to 1078 and encodes 298 amino acids. Gene Ontology annotation, cellular component: mitochondrial envelope. Gene Ontology annotation, biological process: mitochondrial transport; carnitine transmembrane transport. The transcript has a single exon. Gene Ontology annotation, molecular function: O-acyl-L-carnitine transmembrane transporter activity. Lineage: Eukaryota; Metazoa; Arthropoda; Insecta; Coleoptera; Staphylinidae. The record is from RefSeq and is a predicted model, not a curated record.